Messenger RNA from Dermatophagoides farinae (American house dust mite), 2649 nucleotides. RefSeq names its product ABC transporter G family member 20. NCBI's taxonomy places the organism in Eukaryota, Metazoa, Arthropoda, Arachnida, Sarcoptiformes, Pyroglyphidae. Gene Ontology annotation, molecular function: ATP hydrolysis activity; ATP binding. The record is from RefSeq and is a predicted model, not a curated record.
UUUUUUUGUGUGUGUGUGUGUGUAAAAAUUGACAUAAAUCAAAUCAAAUCAAGAAAAAAAAAUAAAUACAACAAAAGCAACGUACAAGCAAACAAUCCAUCGAAUAAUCAAUUAAUAUCGAUUAUAAAUCAAUCAAUAAAUUAAAAUUUCAACAUAAUGGCAACAAAUGAUGGUAGAAUUUUUUCCGAAAAAACCACAAAUAUUAAUAGUGGUAAUACCAAUGGUGAUACCAGUAUGAUACCAAUGAAAACAUUUGGUAUAUCCGUUAAUACCGAAUCGGAUAAUUCAUCCAAUGUUAAUAAUGGUAUUGGAAAUGUAAAUAAGAAAAAAACUAAUCGUCCAUAUCGAUUAUCGAAUUUUAAUUAUAAUAAUAAUAAUAAAAAUACAAAUGAAGAUAGUAUGAUGAUUGAAUUGAUUGAAGUUAAUAUUAUCAAUGGAAAUCGUACAUUAUUUGAAUCAUUAAAUUUUCGUAUCGAUAAUGGACAAAUAUUUGGAAUAAUUGGUUCGAAAAAAACUGGUAAAACAGCAUUAUUGGAAACAAUAGCAACCAUACGAUCACCACGUACAGGAAAAGUUACCUAUUAUGGACAAACAUAUGAUCAACCAGUUCGUAUUGGUUUUAUGCCACAAAACAAUGGAUUCUUUACACAGCUUACAAUUGCUGAAAAUCUAAAUUUAAUGGCACGAUUACAUGGCUUACCAAUAGAAGUGGCAAAUAUUCGUUAUGAAAGUUUAAUUGAUUUGAUUGGAAUUAGUGAAGCUAAACAACCAUUACAACAAUUAGAUCAAUCACAACAAUCAUUGAUUGCAUUGGCAAUGGCAUCGAUUCAUUCACCAAGUGUAUUAGUAUUGGAUGAACCAGAUUUUGGUUCAGAUCUCAUACAAAAAGAACAAAUUUGGCAUCAAUUAAAAUUAUCAUGUAAACAGGAACAUAUUACUGUCAUAUUCUCUACAACACAGGUUGAAGAUUGCCGUUAUGCUGAUCAUGCAGCAAUCGUUGAUCAUAGACAAUUAUAUCCAUGUCGUUUAUAUCAAAUCAAUAUAAGUGAUCCGAUUGCUAGUUCAAGUAGAAUUUCAAUGGAUAAAAAAAGUCCGGAAAUGAAGAAAAAAUUCUCAGCAAUCGCUAUGGAUGCAAAUCAUAAAAUUAAUGAAUUUGCUCGCCAUUGUUUAUCGGCAAGAAUUAAUAGCGAAAUUGUUCUAGCUGAAACAAUGGAUCAAUUAAAAAAAUCGACUGAUUUAGAACCAUGUGAACCGAAUCGUUAUCGACAAGUUUCAGCAAGCACUAAAUUUAUGACCAUAUUUCAGCUAUUAAUUCAAUUGUUCAUUCUAAAACGAUUAUCAUUAUCAUUAUUUCAAUUAAUACUACCAACAUUAUUGGCUAUAUUUUGUGUACAAUUAUUGGGCCAAAAUCCACAUGAUUUACGUGUUGCUGUUUAUAAUCCUGAUUCACCACCAAUUGUCAGCAAACAUGUAUUGAAUGUAUUGGAUAGCAAUACAAUAAAUCUAAUAUAUGAGGAUAAUUUGGAUGAUGCCAUUCAAAUGGUACGCAAUGGACAGGCAUGGGCUGCAUUAGAAUUUCCAGCCAAUUAUACGAAUUCUAUAUUCAAUCAAGCAUUAGAGCAUUGUGAUGAUUUAUCCGGUGAUGAUGAUGAAAUAAAUGAAAUUCUAACGUCAGUAAAUGGAUCAACAUCAACGACAACUGUAUUGCCUGAAUCAGAACCAGAAACAAAAAUUAAUAUGGUCACUAUAUUAAUGUAUGUGGAUAAUACAAACAUAUUGAUAGCCGGUUUUGUUAAAGCAAAAGUUUUACAAGCACUUGAACGUGCACAUCAUGAUGCAAAAGAAAAUCAAGUUGAAACACGAAUGACACAACCAUUAUCGGUGGUCAGACCAAAUAUUUAUGGCAAUGAUGAUACACCGAUGACUGAUUUUAUUUUACCUGGCGUUAUCAUGCUGGCCAUGCAAUUCGCCAUAACAAUAUUAUCGAUUUAUGAAUUGAAUGAAUUGAUUCGAUCACAAAUGUUUCGUUCAUCAUUAGCAAUGGCAAGAAUAUCCAGAUGUUCAUUAUUGAUUAUUUGGUUUUUGAUAAAAUUUGCAAUGUUAAUUGGCCAAACAAUUUUAUUUAUGAUUAUAUUAAUAUCCAUUAUGGAAAUCCGUUUUGAAACAUCUGGUAUGACGCUAUUCAUAACAUUAUCCAUUAUGCAAUCAGUUUUGAUUUUAAUGGCUACGAUUAUACUUAUGUUGUGUACAUCAUUGACAACAACCAUAGUAAUUCAUUGGAUUAAUUUUAUCAUCGCUAUCACAUUGGCUGGACUAAUAUUUCCACUUGAAUGUUUACCACCAAUUAUUCAUACAAUAAUGUUAUAUUCAUAUCCAUGGACAUCUAUUGCUGAAUCGAUGCGUUCAGCAAUGUCACGUGGUUGGUCAUUUGAUCAUUAUUUUGAACAUACACAAGUAGCCGAAUUUGUAUGGCUUUCAAUCAAUUUAUCGGCUAUAUGGAUAUUAUCAUUAUUAUUAUUAUUCAUAAUCAUUUUGAACAAAAAUCGAUAUAAUUAAUUGAUGACAACAACAAAAAAAACUUACAACUCACUCACUAGAUGGCGAUAUGUGUUUUAUUAUUUUAAAAAAUGACAAUAUUUUCUUUUUUCA